GCCGCAAUUUGCCGGAAACGGCCGGAAGUGAGCGGAAGGUUAUAAACCUGUCCUGAAACUGACCAGAGCCAUGCCUUUCGUGGACCUGCAGGCGAAGUUGGGUGUGAACAUUGACCGCUGGAUGCUGGCCCAGAGCGGUCCGCAGCCGUACCAGCGAGCCUCCCGCUGCCAUGCCUUCGAGAAGGAGUGGAUCGAAUGUGCGCACAGCAUCGGGCAAACCCGCGCCGGAAAGGAGUGCAAGUUAGAGUUCGAUGAUUUCUACGAGUGCAUGCACAGGCAGAAAACGCACAAGCGCCUAUACGAGAUACGGACUCAGCGGGACAAACUGAUGAAGGAGGGAUCAUACACGCCCCCAAACCACCACACUGGCAAGGAGGAAAUGCGGCCGUGAUCUGGAUGUCUGGUGACAUCGGACCCCUGGUCUCUGACCCCCCAGGGAACAUGUGCAGUGAUGUUUCGAGCUCACAGGAGAAUGUUGGGGCUCAGACUUGUAUGUAGUACUUAUCUGUCCUUUCUGUUCCAUUUAUGAAAAUAAAGAAAAUAUGACUUA
Scleropages formosus (Asian bonytongue) is the source of this 550-nucleotide messenger RNA. It is a transcript of the gene ndufs5, whose product is annotated as NADH:ubiquinone oxidoreductase subunit S5. NCBI's taxonomy places the organism in Eukaryota, Metazoa, Chordata, Actinopteri, Osteoglossiformes, Osteoglossidae. Gene Ontology annotation, biological process: mitochondrial respiratory chain complex I assembly. The coding region runs from base 71 to 391 and encodes 106 amino acids. The transcript is spliced from 3 exons. The record is from RefSeq and is a predicted model, not a curated record. Gene Ontology annotation, cellular component: respiratory chain complex I.